This is a messenger RNA of Drosophila guanche, 1128 nucleotides long. Its product is annotated as WD repeat-containing protein 61. Lineage: Eukaryota; Metazoa; Arthropoda; Insecta; Diptera; Drosophilidae. The coding region runs from base 97 to 1092 and encodes 331 amino acids. Gene Ontology annotation, molecular function: protein binding. The record is from RefSeq and is a predicted model, not a curated record. The transcript is spliced from 5 exons. Gene Ontology annotation, cellular component: Cdc73/Paf1 complex.
CCGAUAUAUUUGAUAUAUUCGGCAUAUUUUGUCAAUAACUACGCGGUAACACUGCACGGCAUAUUAAAGUCUUUAAUAUAAUUUUUUAAUUUUAAAAUGUUCUCGCUGUUGCACAGAGAGGAGAAUGCGCAUGAGAAUUCGCUGUGGAGCUGUGCCUGGGGCCGAGAUCCACUGCCGGCUGAAAAAGAUGCCGCCACGGAGCCGGAAGAGGAGAAUCCCUUUGAUUUUGACAAAAAAGAGCCCAAGCCAAAAGAAUUUAUUGUGACGGGUGGUCUCGAUGAUCUGGUGAAAGUAUGGGACAUUCGUGAGGACAACACACUGAAGCUGCGCCAUGCGUUGAAGGGGCAUGCCCUGGGCGUCGUCUCCGUUGCCGUCAGUUCCGAUGGUCAAACCAUUGCCAGCAGCUCGCUGGACUCUACGAUGUGCCUGUGGGAUGCCAGGACUGGCGACAAGAAACAUUUGCUGACCUUUGGGCCUGUGGACCUGUGGACCGUGGGCUUCUCGCCGUGCGACAAAUACGUGAUUUCCGGCCUGAACGAUGGCAAGAUAUCCAUGUACAGUGUGGAGACGGGCAAGGCGGAGCAGGUGCUGGAUGCCCAGAAUGGCAAAUAUACUUUGAGCAUUGCUUAUAGUCCCGAUGGCAAAUACAUUGCCAGUGGUGCCAUUGAUGGCAUUAUAACCAUAUUUGAUGUGGCCGCGGGCAAAGUGGCACAGACCCUGGAAGGACAUGCCAUGCCAGUGCGCAGUUUGUGCUUCUCCCCGAACUCUCAGAUGCUGCUAACCGGCUCCGACGAUGGACACAUGAAGCUCUACGACGUCGCGCACUCUGAUGUCGUGGGCACACUCUCGGGCCAUGCCUCCUGGGUGUUAUGCGUUUCCUUCUCCGAGGAUGGCAAGCGCUUUGCCAGCUCCUCCAGCGAUCGCACAGUGAAAGUUUGGGACUCCUCCGAGCGCAAGUGCCUGCACACAUUCAACGAGCACAGCGACCAGGUGUGGAGCGUGCGCUACAGCCCCGGCAACGAUAAGGUGAUAUCCGCCUCCGAGGAUAGAUCGCUCAACGUCUACGAAUGCCCACCGAAUGCCAUGGUCUGAUGUGUACACAAUAAAUCGUAGCUAGGGUUAAAACAA